Molecule: messenger RNA, 704 nt
Organism: Pneumocystis carinii B80
Lineage: Eukaryota; Fungi; Ascomycota; Pneumocystomycetes; Pneumocystales; Pneumocystaceae
Exons: 3
Coding region: 44-658 (204 amino acids)
Cellular component (GO): proteasome activator complex
Source: RefSeq, a predicted model, not a curated record
CGCUUUUUUCUUAGGUUUAACCUCCCGUUAUCAAUUUUAAGUCAUGCAACACCUAAGACAAACUCUUAUCCUUCAAAUUCGACAUCAACUUAAUGAAACUUGGCCCUUACGUAUUGAAACUUUAACCAAUUUUCUUAAUGAAUUACAAGACCAAAUAUACAAAAAAGAUACUCAGACUUCCCCUCGGCCUAGAAAGCGACCUGCCCUCAAUAACAAUAAUUUACUCCCCGAUAUACCUGAUAUACCCGAUAAAUCCCCUAGCAAUCUCUCAUAUAUCCCGAUAAUAAUUCGUGAUGGUCAAUCCCGAAUUAAAAACGAAUGUUUUCAACUACUCCAAGAAUGCGAUCGUGUACGCGUCUUGGUUAAUCUACAAUUUCCAAAAAUAUCGUCAAAUGAAAUUUCGUCUUUAGAAGACGUUUUAUCUGAAUUAUCGCAGGCUCAAACUACCUGUAUAUCAAUUCGUGCCUCAAUAUCUAAAUAUGCCAGAACAAGAGCCAAAAUCAUUAGUAAGGGAGAAGGUGAACAAAGAUGGAUAGCUGUUCAAGAAAUAGACGAUGAGGCUAUAUUUCUAAUUUUUCAUUAUUCUACGCAGUUACGUAAUAUUUAUGUCGUAUUAUAUACUUUGGUGCAGCGAUAUCUGUCAUUAUUAUGUUUGUAAAUAGAUGCUCUGAAUAUAAUAUAAUUUGAAUUUAAACCAAGAAAAA